UAGAAUGUUCGCACAUAAUAAAUCUCGUUAAUUUACGAGGAUAAAAUCAUUCGCGAUGAGAAAUGUCAGUUUUAUAGUUCGUUGAUUUUGCUGAAUCAAUCGUGUAGAAUUCAGAUCCCAAUUCUGAACAGGACGAGAAGAUCUCGAUGACGUUUCAACUAUUCAAACCAAGCAUUGCCCUCGGGUUAGGAAUCAUUAUCACAACGUGUUCGGUGGUAAUCUCCUCAAACGCACCAGAGCAAUUCGAUAACAUAACGAGUAAUUGUGGCGACACUGUGGUAUUAUCAUGCAAUAUCCCGAAUAAACCAAGUGAGCCUGUGUGGUAUUGGUACCGUUUAUCACUUGAAAAAAUGAAAAAAAUGAAAUCGAAUAAUUCAUUAGAUCAAUUAUCCACGUACCGAGUAGAAAAAAUUCACGAGAUAUGGGAUUCAUCGACGGUUAACAUUUCAUUGUCAUUUAUAUCCAUAUACGACACUGGAUGGUAUUCUUGCCUGAAUGUAUCUGAAGAAGAAGAGGAAAUAGUCAUUCGCCAAACCAUUCGUCGAAUUUGGUUGGAAGUAAGAUGCGAAGACAACAAACGCCAAGAUCACCUUAAACAACACUUGGAAAAAAUCAACGAAGGCCUAGCACCACCCUACAUUUUAAAGAAAACCAUCGGUAUCACAAAGGAUAAAAGAAAUCGCUUACUGAUAAAAACUCAUACCAGAGGAUAUCCAGAGCCACAUAAUAUAACCUGUAGGAAUCAUCGUGAGGAGCCAAAAUACUUCAGCCAUGCUUGGGGAAUUGAUUACUUGGAGAUACCUAUAGACGAGUUGAGAUGGGCAAAAACAUUCACUUUUUUCAUAUGUAAUACGAAUGGCUGUGUUAAUGAUACCUAUCAUCAUAUUCAAGUCAAUGGAACAAGGAAUCAUGCAAUUACACUGGAGGAAACCUUAGGCCAAAAUAUACAACUGUGCUGCAAUUCUUAUCUCAACUCGACUACUGGAAAAUCCCAAUGGUUCGUUCAAAAUGGAAAUCAAACGAAGAUCACAAAUGAAACAAAACCUCUUUCCUGGAACUCGACAUGCUUUCCAAUACUUAACACAACAAAACGACAUCAAGGCUCGUACGAAUGCAGAAUACCACAUCUAAAAAGGACCUCGAUCGAUACUUUUUAUUUGAAAAUCUUCAAUGAACUUGAUCCUAACGACACUACUCGUAUGAUUACACCUUCACCAAGUGAGAUUGCUGCAAUCACCGAAAAUAUUCAAACAGCUGAUAAUAUAGAUUAUGAAGAUGAUCCUAAUGAUAGUACUCGUACGAUUACACCUUCAUCAGUUGAGAUUGUUAAAACUACAGAAGACGGCUCAAUUAUGAAGAUUCUGAUGACCAUUUUGAUAGUAACAAUAAUAAUUGCAAUAAUAUCUGGAGCCUUUUUCUUUUGGCUAAACAAAAGGGAAAUGAGAAAAACAGUAACAGAAAUCGCAGAAAUGACACAGCAGAUGAAAAAGGUCGUUGUCGAAAGACAAAUGAACGUUUAUGAAGGUUCUCCAAACGCCUUAAACAUGCCAGUUAUUUCGAUUCAGUAUUUGAAACCAAGUCAAGUCAAAGGAGGUGUAUUUUCCGAUGGUGAAUACGAAAUGCCAAUAGAUAAACGUUGGGAAUAUCCUCGGGAGAAUUUACAGCUUGGAGAUACUCUUGGUGAAGGCGAAUUUGGAAAAGUGCUCGAAGCCCAAGCGAGGGAUAUUUCAAGACAGGGAGAUGAGACAAUUACAACUGUUGCAGUAAAAAUGCUCAAAGAUGAUCAUAACGACACAGACAUGAUAGAUUUAGUAUCGGAAAUGGAACUAAUGAAACUGAUCGGAAAUCACCCACAUGUUCUUCAGCUCCUCGGUUGCUGUAGCGAAAGAGGGCCUUUUUUCGUAAUCACGGAGUAUGCUGAAAAUGGAAACCUGAAAACUUUUCUACGAAAAUAUCUCCAACAAUCCACGAAACCAUCAGAAACUACUCUUAUUUCAUACGCUCAUCAAAUCGCUCAAGGGAUGGAUUAUUUGGCAUCGUUGAAGUGUAUCCAUCGAGAUCUGGCUGCUCGAAACAUCCUCGUCACAGGUGAUUACACGAUGAAAAUAGCCGAUUUUGGCCUCGCCAGAAAUAUAAGAAAUACCGAGUACUAUAAAAAAACAUCAGACGGUAGACUUCCCAUAAAAUGGAUGGCACCUGAAGCCUUGUUUCAUAACAAAUACACAACGCAAUCUGACGUGUGGUCGUUUGGCAUAUUGUUAUGGGAAAUAGUAACGUUGGGAGGUAAUCCAUACCCUUCGAUAAACAAUUUUACUGCACUACAUCACGCUUUACAUCAAAAUUAUAGAAUGGAGAAGCCCCCAAACACGUCUACUCAAGUGUAUAAUUUAAUGUUGGAUUGUUGGAAAUCUGAACCUGAGGAUCGUCCGAAUUUCUCGACUAUCGCAGAGCAUCUGCUAGAAUUGUUGGCAUAUACUGAGGUAAUCGACGAGUCGAAGCAUUCGGAAAAUUCUAAUGAAUGCGAAUCAGUACCAAAUGUCAUUUAUUCGACAGAAUCUGAUGAAUACGAAAAUGCGACAGAAUUUCAAUACGAACCUCAUUCUACUGAAUAUUACGUCGACGUGAUUUGAAAAAAUUCAAAGAAAAUUUCAUCAUUUUUUGCACUCGAAUAAUUAUUUUGAAAUAAAACUACUCUUGUCAGGGCA
Planococcus citri (citrus mealybug) is the source of this 2705-nucleotide messenger RNA. RefSeq names its product fibroblast growth factor receptor homolog 1-like. Gene Ontology annotation, molecular function: transmembrane receptor protein tyrosine kinase activity; ATP binding. Gene Ontology annotation, cellular component: signaling receptor complex; plasma membrane. The transcript is spliced from 18 exons. The record is from RefSeq and is a predicted model, not a curated record. Bases 147 to 2630 code for a protein of 827 amino acids. Lineage: Eukaryota; Metazoa; Arthropoda; Insecta; Hemiptera; Pseudococcidae. Gene Ontology annotation, biological process: multicellular organism development; positive regulation of kinase activity; cell surface receptor protein tyrosine kinase signaling pathway.